Messenger RNA from Megalopta genalis, 1456 nucleotides. Its product is annotated as hemolymph lipopolysaccharide-binding protein. NCBI's taxonomy places the organism in Eukaryota, Metazoa, Arthropoda, Insecta, Hymenoptera, Halictidae. The record is from RefSeq and is a predicted model, not a curated record.
CCGUCGCGAAAAUUAGUCGGCGAGAGAGUCGAAAGCCGUCGUACGCGUCGAAGCACGCCCCGAUGGUGUCGCGAACUGUGGCCAAUUGAUCCGAUUGGCCGAUUGAACGUCGACAGCGUAAACGCGACGCGGAAAGACAGCGGUGCGACCACAGGCUUCUUUCGAAUUAUUCCUUCCUUCGAGAUCGAAUUAUUCCAAGAGUCGUUCGAUCGUCCCGCGCCGCAGAAAUGUGCGACUACUCGUCGAUCGCCGUGCUCGUUUUCGCGUCCUUCGCGAGCAUCCUCGCCGAAGGGGAAACGAUCGGCGACGCGACGUUCGAAUCGUUGUUGAGAUAUCCGAGGGCUUUAAACCUGAGCAGCCGGAAUCAAGGUUCGCCGCAGCUAGUCAAUAUGAACGGCAAUUUCAAUUAUCAAGCCGCGCAACAGGUGUUUUUUGUAACCGGGGCAUCGCUGGCGCGCGAUUUGUUGUCGAGCAAAGGGCCGAAGGGCUGCGCGACCUUCCUCGACAGGGACGAUUACGUUAUGAAACCGGGCAUAGGAGCGUACAAGCUGCACAGGCGCAAGAUCCGGUGGAACCACGCUCGGAAGUCUUGCGUCGACGAAGGAGGUAAUUUGGCGGUGUUGAACAACGCGGAGGAGGAGAAAUUCCUCGCGGAGUGGCUGCGGAGAGAGAGCGUCGACCGUGCCUUCUUGGGUGUCCACGAUCAGUUCGAGGAGGGCGAUUGGGUGACGUACACCGGGGAGUCGCUCGACAGCGUCGGCUUCGAGAAAUGGGCCACCGAGCCGUUCCCGAAUCAGCCGGAUAAUUACGGCGGCGAGCAGAACUGCGGGGUCCUCAACAAGGAAGGCGGAAUGGACGACGUCCAGUGCUUCCACCUGCAUCCCUAUUUAUGCGAGAUCACCUUCUGCUAAACGUCUCCGUUUCGCCGCCGAUAAACGAUCGUCGAGUCUCGAACGAUCGUAUCGUUCGUCGUGGAAGAUCGCGACACGAUUACAGCAAUGUCUCUCCAAUCGACGCUCGGAUUGUCCACGCAACUGGACAAUUUCGGAAGAGGAGUUCGAGCUUCGCGACUCGUUUUCGUGGUUGUUGACAGUCGCUAACUAAAAAAUCGUGCCGCGAGCCUCGGAUAAUCGUGUCUCCUGUUCUCAAACUGUCUCUUUUCGUUUCGAAGCCGAGCGUCGAUUAGGGAGAAUUCAUUGUACUUCGAAGUCUUCCAUCGUUUCGACCGAAACAAGUUCCUACAGAGAGUCGCCGCGUCGUCGCGCGACGAAACGGGUUCCGCUUUCGUCGAACUUCGUUUUAAUCUCGAGAGGAUUUCGCGAUAUUCGCUGACAGCGGAGCGGCGCCAAGAUCCAGCGAAUCGAUGCGCGAGAAAACCGGGUCCCGUGUAUCUCGAAACGCGAUCCGAAGGUCGCGAAGAAGAGACAGCGGCGCGUCGAAGCGAAGGUCGCGUGAG